AUGGACGUCCUUCAAAACGCGGCUAAGACACACAACCCAGAGGGCGGAGGGAAAAUCAUUCCUAUCGGUCCUUGUGACGUGACUAAAAAAACCGACCUCGAAAAGCUCGGCAAAGACCUCUCAUCCAAGGAACCCUACCUCAACUUACUGAUUAACAACGCCGGCAUAUCGUCAGCAAAGGUGGAGCCUUCUUCAGAGUCAGCGUCUGAGCUGUAUGACCAAUUAUGGACAGAAGAGUCGUUUGAGGACUGGUCAAACGUCAUGACGACCAAUGUCUCAGCGGUAUAUUUCAGCACCAUUGCAUUCCUCCCCCUACUUCAAGCCGCCAUUGAGCCUUCAGGUCCCUUUCCCCGUCGUUCUCCGUCCGUCAUUGUGAUAUCAAGUAUGAGCGGUAUCAUGCGGCAAUCACAGGGCCAUUUUGCGUACAAUGCGGCAAAAGCCGCAACGGUCCAUCUUACAAAGCUCAUGAGCACCGAGUUUGAGAAAGCCUCUAUCAGAGUGAAUUCAAUAGCACCUGGUUACUUCCCAUCAGAGUUGACAAUGAAGGAUAAAAACGAGGACAAUAAGACACACAUGCCUGCAGAAAAGGUGCUAAACAAAGGCCAUGAAGUGCCGGCUCAGAGGCCAGGUAGUGACGAGGAGAUGGCUCAAGCAGUCAUUUUUCUAACAAAGAACAUGUAUGUGAAUGGAGAAGUCUUAGCUGUUGAUGGGGGGUCCUUACACAGGUGCCGCAAGGUUGAAUGA
Messenger RNA from Bacidia gigantensis, 744 nucleotides. RefSeq lists its product as uncharacterized. The transcript is spliced from 3 exons. Lineage: Eukaryota; Fungi; Ascomycota; Lecanoromycetes; Lecanorales; Ramalinaceae. The record is from RefSeq and is a predicted model, not a curated record. Bases 1 to 744 code for a protein of 247 amino acids.